Molecule: messenger RNA, 240 nt
Organism: Ostertagia ostertagi
Lineage: Eukaryota; Metazoa; Nematoda; Chromadorea; Rhabditida; Trichostrongylidae
Source: the annotation of a GenBank genome assembly
AUGGAGUACAGCGUGAUUUUUCCAUAUGGAACGGUGUCCACGUUGAUUCGUCUAGUUCCUUUCAGAUUCCUUCAAAGCAGAGACGACGUCGAAGUGCCAGAAGUCUCGAGAGACCAAACAAAGUACCACGAAAGCCAGGAAUGCCUUUCUAGAGAGAAACUGAAGGACAUGAUUGAGAAGAAGGUCACGAACAGCUAUAUGAGAUGGAAUGAUGAGAUAGCCGAAAAAGCUCAGCAUUAA